GAAGAAGAAGAAGAUGCGUGUUGUUUCCUUUGAAGUUAACUUUCUUCACUUCCACUAAUCUAACUAAACACUUCCACACGAUGUCAUCUAAAGGCCGAGACAACGACGACAGCUCUGAAUGGCAGUCUGCACUGAAGGAGGAGCUAAACAAGAAGAUCAAGGAGCAGAAGGUUGUGGUGGACGAGCUCUCCAACCUGAAGAAGAACAGGAACGUUUACAUCCAACAGAGGAACAGCAACAUCUUCUUCCUGGCAGACCGAGGUCAGACACUGGGUUCAUGCAAAAAGGACCUGGAUAAUAUGAAAAAGGAGCUGCAGGACAUGUGAGACGAAUCGUCCUCUCAACAAUGUGUGGC
Molecule: messenger RNA, 355 nt
Organism: Limanda limanda (common dab)
Lineage: Eukaryota; Metazoa; Chordata; Actinopteri; Pleuronectiformes; Pleuronectidae
Product: ASNSD1 upstream open reading frame protein-like
Exons: 4
Coding region: 81-326 (81 amino acids)
Source: RefSeq, a predicted model, not a curated record